Messenger RNA from Drosophila serrata, 1598 nucleotides. RefSeq names its product Zinc/iron regulated transporter-related protein 42C.2 (gene Zip42C.2). Lineage: Eukaryota; Metazoa; Arthropoda; Insecta; Diptera; Drosophilidae. Gene Ontology annotation, molecular function: zinc ion transmembrane transporter activity. The record is from RefSeq and is a predicted model, not a curated record. Gene Ontology annotation, cellular component: plasma membrane. Gene Ontology annotation, biological process: zinc ion transmembrane transport.
UAUUAUUGGGAAGUCGGCCCCGAAGUUAUCAGGUGAAACUGUUGCCAUCGUCCCAUGAUAACGUUUGACUCCUGGGUGCAUAGAGCUUUAACUAGCCAACAGAAUUUUGUUUUCGCCAGCUGAAUUUUCAGUUCGAUAGUUUUCCACUGACAGCGUAAUGCAAACAAAAAAUGAUAUCUCAUACUUGGGGGUAGUGGAACAGGCAACGCCCGAGCUCUCUAGCUCAAAACGCAGAUAUCGUGCAAAAAAGAUAUCAUGCCGAAAUUUGAGCGAACACUUGCCUUAACCCCAAGGCACAUUUUUCACUAAGUACCGGCGUCUAAGCCCUUAAUAUUUGUAAAUAUUAGCAGAUUUGCUGAUAUCUUUAGCUUGAUAUCGUGUCGACUAUAAAAGGUAUAGAGCAAGUCGCUUCGUCUGCGCGAGUUAGUUCAUUUGCCAUGACCGACCAACACUUGAUAGUUGCCAAAAUCGUGGCCAUUGUGGUGCUGCUGCUGGUCACCCUGGUGUUCUGCUUUAUUCCCUAUCUCCUGGAUCGCUUCUACAAGUGGACGUCCCGGCCCCAGAGCGAUGCUCGCGAGUUCAAGGUGGUCCUGUGCCUGCUGAACUUUGGCGGCGGUGUCCUUAUAGCCACCACCUUCAUCCAUAUGCUGCCCGAGGUAGUGGAGGUGGUGAGUGCACUGCAGGAUUGCCGAAUGCUAGUACCCACGCCGUUUGGUCUGCCAGAGGUGCUGCUAUGCACAGGCUUCUAUCUAAUGUACUGCAUCGAGGAAAUUAUGCACUUCGUAGUGCGACGCCGUCAGCAACGCAAUCGCCAGCUUAUGGUGGGUGUUUUGGAGACGGACGGUGCCCAGCCGAAAGAGCUUGUUGUUGAGAUAGAGCAACCGGAGAAGCCAAAGGAGCAGCCCGCAGAACCCAACUGGCUUCGCGGCCUGGGAAUCAUUGUGGCUCUGUCCCUCCAUGAACUUUUCGGCGGCAUGGCCAUUGGCCUGGAGAUGAGUGUCAGCACCGUGUGGUUUAUGUGCGGCGCCAUUGCAGUCCACAAACUCGUCCUGGCCUUCUGUAUAGGCAUGGAGAUCAUGAUGGCUCAUACCCGGUGGCUGAUUGCGGUCGUCUAUCUACUCGUCUUCUCGGUAGUAACACCCAUUGGAGUGGGAAUCGGGAUCGCGGUCAGCGAGUCCUCUGCAGCAAAUCAACCAAGCACGGUCUCUGGAAUUCUGCAGGGCCUGGCCUGCGGCACUCUGAUCUACGUGGUCUUCUUCGAGAUUGUGGCCAAGAACCAUGCCGGCCUGCGGGUCCUGCUGUCCUCGGUGGUGGGAUUCGUUCUAAUGUUUGGUCUCCAGAUAGCAAGUAAGUAAUUGAUCGCAUUUUCAAUAUCCUGAUUGAAGUGAACUCACAAAUUGCUUUUACUUUUCCAGUUGGAGAGGCCAAGGGCAAGAGCAACUAUGUCUGUCCUUAGAUGAAAUUCGAAAACUGAUCCUUUCUUGGCUUUGACCUGCAAACAAGGCGAAGCAGAAAGCCAACACUUUCUUCGAUGAAGAAAUUGAUUGAUUUAAGCAAAGUAAGCUUUAAGUAUGAAAAUAUAAACAAUAUCCAAGUGU